Molecule: messenger RNA, 1410 nt
Organism: Erigeron canadensis
Lineage: Eukaryota; Viridiplantae; Streptophyta; Magnoliopsida; Asterales; Asteraceae
Product: pumilio homolog 12-like
Exons: 7
Coding region: 1-1410 (469 amino acids)
Biological process (GO): post-transcriptional regulation of gene expression
Cellular component (GO): cytoplasm
Molecular function (GO): mRNA binding
Source: RefSeq, a predicted model, not a curated record
AUGGAAAAUAACAACUCAUCAACAACCAUGAGAGAACUAGGGUUUGACUGGCCGAUGUUCACCGGUCAAAACCCUACUGAUUUUUUUACACCGGCGCCGUCAUCAUCCACCGUUGCUCAACAGCCACCACCACCUCCUGCUAUGAACACUUUCACUUCAAUGAGAUCUGUUAAUAAUAAUAAUAAUCUUGGUUUUGAUUCUCAACACUACCUUAAUAGUUUUCAAGAAACCCCUUUUGUUGACCGAAAUCUUGAUAUCGAUUUUAGUAGGCUAAGUAUCUCGAGAAACAACCCGCUUCUUGAUUCGUAUAUGAACAACGUUUAUCCUACUAACCGGAGAGUCAUGCCAGCUCCGGUUAAUAGGACUAAUAAUAAUGGAUGUCAUGAUGCUAAUAAUAAGAGAUAUAAGUUUCCGGGUUCGUUGAAAGAUGUGAGAGGGAAGGUGUAUUCGGUUGCGAAGAAUCAAGAAGGAUGUCAAUUCUUGCAGAUGAAGUGUGAAGAAGGAAACUCUGAGGACAUUGAGAUGAUUUUUAAUGAGAUUAAAGAUCAUAUGCGCGAACUUAUGGUUGAUGCGUCGAUGAAUUAUCUUGCUCAGAAAAUGUUCAAAGUGUGUAGUGAAGAACAGAUGACACAAAUUGUUGUUUCUUUGAUUUCUGAUGAUGGCAAUCUUACAAAUAUUUGCCUCAAUUCGCAUGGGACUCGGGCAAUGCAGAAGCUGAUUGAACUUGUUAGAAUGGCAGAACAGCGGUCUUUGAUUGUAUCAGCACUUAGGAGGAUUACUGUUACCUUGACCAAAAACACCAAUGGUCAUCAUGUCAUUCAGCAAUGCUUAAAAUCCUUCCAAGUUGAUGAAGUCCAGCCAAUUCUGAAUGUAGUAUCAGAUAACUGUCUAGACAUUGCUACCGACAAAAGUGGAUGUUGCGUACUACAACAGUGUGUGUUACAUGCUACCGGGGCUUCUAAAGAGCGACUCAUGACUGAAAUCAUAGAGAAUUCCCUUCAUCUGGCUGAACAUCCUUAUGGGAACUAUGUUGUGCAACACUUACUAGGAAUGCAGAUACCGGAAGUGACUGGUAAUAUACUGCGAAAGCUUGAUGGGAACAUCGUCCCUCUUGCUUCAAACAAGUAUGGAAGUAAUGUGAUCGAAAAGAUUUUGAAGGAUGUUCCUGAUGAUCAGUCUACACCUAUCAUCCGCGAGAUUUUAAACAGUUCGCAAUUUCUAGAUGUUAUUCAGAAUCCUUAUGGCAACUAUGUUGUACAAUCUGCGCUACAGGCUGCAAAGGGACCGAUCAAGGAGAUAAUGAUCAACAGGAUUCAGAAAGACUAUCCGUAUUUGCACAGUCAUCCUCAUGGAAAGAGGGUUCUAGCAUUGGCUAGGAACAGCAAGCCGAGAGGAUCGACUCAUGCAUGA